Messenger RNA from Nematostella vectensis (starlet sea anemone), 4192 nucleotides. RefSeq names its product PC3-like endoprotease variant B. Gene Ontology annotation, biological process: protein processing. Gene Ontology annotation, cellular component: Golgi membrane; trans-Golgi network. The record is from RefSeq and is a predicted model, not a curated record. The transcript is spliced from 2 exons. The coding region runs from base 96 to 2282 and encodes 728 amino acids. Lineage: Eukaryota; Metazoa; Cnidaria; Anthozoa; Actiniaria; Edwardsiidae. Gene Ontology annotation, molecular function: serine-type endopeptidase activity.
AAUGUUAAAAUAAUUCACGAAGGCCAAACACAAGCAAUCACUCGGGAGCGCAUUUUGCUUUAGUAAAGGGAAGAAUUCCCUUUUUCUCUUCCCUGAUGAUUUUAAGACUGUAUAUAUGGUCUUUACUUGUUUUUACAAGUCUCUCGGUGCCAGUGUUACUGAGUGAUGUUCAAAAUAAUGCCGAAGAUGUGAAUUCGGAGGAUUUCGACCCCUUCGAACAGGAGGAUGGAGCGAGUUUUAGCAAUGUUUGGGCCGUUCAAUUAGACUCGAACGAUGGCUCGUUGGCCGACGCUAUUGCUAGAGCUCAUGGAUUUAAGAAUUUAGGAGGAAUCGGUACUUUGACGGGACAUUAUGAAUUUGUUCACGAUUCCACUGGCUCUCGAAUGAGACGUUCUAUGGAGUCGAGGACCAAGCGCUUGAUCUCCCAUCCUCGCGUAAUUUGGGCAAAACAACAACGGAUCCUCGACCGACAGAAGCGAGAUUUCUUCGAUCUACUAGAGGCUCGAGCAUCCCAGCAACAACGAUCACUGGGCCAUGAGAGGCGAAAGAGGUUUUACCACGAUCCCAUGUUCGCAAAACAGUGGUACCUUCAAAACACCGGGCAGUUUAACAUUCCCGAAGGCAACGACAUCGGAGUGUUACCUGUUUGGGAACGCGGGUUCACGGGCAAGGGGGUGGUAGUCAGUAUACUAGACGAUGGUUUAGAUCAUACGCACCCCGAUCUCAAACGAAACUAUGAUCCUAAGGCAAGUUGGGACUUUAACGAUAAAGAUGACGACCCAUUUCCCAAUGAUGUAGAUCCCUAUAACGCACACGGUACCAAGUGUGGCGGUGAAGUCGGCGCACAAGCCGACAACGACAUCUGCGGUGCUGGUGUUGCACCGAAUGUCAGUCUUGGUGGAAUACGGAUGUUAGACGGUGUUGCAACCGAUGCUUUAGAAGCUAACGCCCUGAGCUACAAGCCCCAAUACAUCGAUAUUUACAGUAAUUGCUGGGGACCGAAGGAUGAUGGUAAAACGUUCGGGAGACCGGGAAAAUUGGGCCAAAAGGCGCUUGAAGAUGGAGCUAAAAAAGGCAGAGGAGGCAAAGGUUCCAUCUAUGUCUGGGCCACAGGAAAUGGCGGUCUUGUUGAUGAUGACUGUAACUGUGAUGGCUACACCUCCAGCAUCUAUACAAUCUCUAUUGGAGCCAUUAGCUCUUACGGCCUGUCCACCUACUACGAUGAACAAUGCUCGUCAACAAUGGCUGUCACCUUCACCGGCGACAGUCACCGUAGUGGGGAGGAGGAGUACACCCUUGUCACCACAAACCUGCACCACGAGUGUACCGACACCUUCCGAGGCACCUCCUCAGCAGCCCCCCUGGCAGCCGGCAUCUUUGCUUUGGUCCUUGAAGCCAACCCUAACCUAACAUGGCGAGACUUGCAGCACCUUGUGGUUCACAGUGCCGAGAAGACCAGUCCAUUAGAUCAAGGAUGGAAAGUUAAUGGUGCUGGCAUUCAUUUUAACCACAAGUUUGGCUUUGGCCGACUCCAUGCAACAAGGCUUGUAGCGAAUGCCCUGAAGUGGAAACAUGUACCCGCCCAACACAUCUGCCAAGUGGAAGGAUUCCAAGCAAGAAAAGAGAUAAUCAAGAGGAACGGAAAAUUGAUCCUGAAAGUGCACACAGAUGGAUGUGCUGGUACUAAGAAUGCAGUAAAGAGGCUUGAACACGUGCAGGCAACCGUAUCAUUAAAGCACAACCGCAGAGGCGCCCUUAGCAUUGAGAUUCGCUCCCCAAUGGGCACCACGAGCCAACUGCUUUCCACCCGGAAGUACGACACAUCCACUAACGGGCUGAAGGACUGGUCAUUCAUGACUGUGCACUUUUGGGGGGAGGACCCUGCCGGUGAGUGGGAAGUCAUCAUUACCGAUAACACAGAUAGUAUGUUCAACAAGAGAGAAGCUGUUGACAUGGAGGAGAAAGAAAGGGAGGAGAUCAACGCACGCAGGAAGAAAGCCCACAGAGAUGAGAUCCCAGUACCUAAUGGUUAUAGCCGAAAUAAGCGAGGGAAUGAGGAGAUAGAGAGGCUUAUUCGCGACUACGAUAGCUUCCAUGACGAGAUAAGGCAUGGCCGGUCUAGAGGGGACUACAUGAGAGAUAAGAUCGAAGAGGAAGACCCAGUGGAUCAGCUUCUUGGAGUCGCUCAGGAUGACGCGGAUAUCGGUAUGUUCAAAAAGAAAGCUGAGAAUACAGGGUAUCUAAGCUCGCUUUCCCUAACCUUGUAUGGGACUGCGGAGUGAAAUAGAAUUAUAAGGAUUUAAAUGGGAUUAUAUUUGGGGAUAUUUAUUUCUUAGGCCUAUUGCACACAUCGUUUUUGUGUUAUUGACUUUCCCGGUUAUGAACUUAAAAAGUUCAACUGUUUAAGCCCAACUAUAUUUCGAUGUAUGCCUUAGAUCUUAAAGGGGCAGAAUCAACCUUUCCAAGAUGCAUUGCCUUGUUUUUUAGAGACAGAGACAUUUCAACUUCAAGACUUUUAGUUACUUAUGAAUGUACCAGAUAAGCAUCUACCGCCGCUACGAAUGACAACUGUUUUUACUUCGAAAAUGUCCGUUAAAGCAAUGCUACAUGGAAAGGGUGAGAUGUCGCUUUUAAUCUAUUUGAAAAGUCAGCAAUAUAAUAAAGGUGUAUUUCAGUUUUCGUAUGGUUGUGAAUUUCGCGUGUUAUGUCGUCUAUCAAAUAUACAUUUUCGCGUUCUCGCACAGGAUGUUCAUAACCAUACGAAAACGGGUGUACUUAAUGUGAAUGUUAAGAUGAAUAUGCGUCAGACACUAGGAACGUCUUAUGGGGGGCAACCAAACUGUACCCAUAAUGCACCACUACCUUGUCUUCCAAUUGCAUGAUUUACAUCUUUCGAUAUCAAGAACAAUAUACGUUUACUCGUAAAACUCAAAAGCCAGUUACGCCUGGUGCACACUAGUGACAUAACGACAUAAUGACAUAGGCGCGUGCUCCCUUAUGUUCAUAUGUUCAAGUGUGAAUGGUCCGACAUUUUGACAUAAGCCCAACAUAACGACAAGAACAUAACGACAUAACAGAAAAAAAUAACAUGUAUUUUCUUUUAUGUCAUUAUGUCCAUGUCGUUAUGUCGGGCUUGAAGGAGUGCGCGCGCCAGUGUUGUUUUGUCGUCAUGUCACUAGUGCGCACUAGGCAUAGCUGGUUUGUAAAUGUGGAUCGGAAUUUUGUUUAUUUUGUUCCAUUUUCAAUUAGUAAAAAGAAUAUUGUGAUGCAUUAUGGGUAAGUGAGGUGUCUCUUAAACUACGACCUGGUAAAAGUUCUGUAAAUAGUUGUCCGUACCUGGCGAAAAAGGUUUGAUCGUUUCAGUUUGACUGUUUCGAAUUCAGUGUACCUAACGUACCAAACCCCGCUACACAGUACAUUAGCAUGAGAAAAUAUUUACCGUACCGUCUCGUCAUGAAGGUAUAGAUUAUUCCUUCAAAUUCUAAUUAUAAACAUCAAUAAAUAAGUUAAGGGUAUAUUUUUUCAAAAUAUGUGCCUAUAGAGCGUAGAAUAAUUCAGGGUAUUAUUAUUGUGAAUGAAUUAUAACCAAACCAAGAGCCUCGCUAUAUUUUUUUACAUGAUCAGGUCUUGUUUCUUAUUUGAAAACUAUUUUGCUAAUUUCUGUUCUACUAAAGCGAGAUAGUUUUCGACAUCGUUUAUUUUAAUUAUUGAAUAUUAGAUAUAUAUAAUGCAUGAUAUGCGCUAGUUGUGAAGUGAAUCGCACGGCAGCACUUAUCGAAAAGGGAACAAAUAUGUAUUGAAUUAUUAUGUCUUAUGACUACAGGAAAAUGAUUGCACGCAUUUACGUGCGAGAGACAACUCCAGAUUAAGAUUGCGAACAGAUACAUAUUGUAUCUGUUGUUGAAUUAAAUUAUGUCUAUGUUGGUAGCAUAGUACUGGCGUAGUAAAAAGAUAAACAAUAGUAGACAAAGGUUAGCAGCAAUUGGUCAAUGGUUAUCUUGUUUUAACAAAUUAUACGCAUGUCGAAUUCUAACGUGUUCAACUCUAUAUGCAUGUCGGGCUCUGAAGGUCCACCAUCAGGCCAAGAAGAAUAGGAGGGUAUUGAUUUGUGCUUGAAGGUGGUUAACCGCGCGAAAAUAUAUACGUUGAACUGAUGUAACUGUUCACUGUGAAUAAACCUAUCUCACAACCA